Messenger RNA from Phytophthora nicotianae INRA-310, 120 nucleotides. RefSeq lists its product as hypothetical. The transcript has a single exon. Bases 1 to 120 code for a protein of 39 amino acids. The record is from RefSeq and is a predicted model, not a curated record. NCBI's taxonomy places the organism in Eukaryota, Oomycota, Peronosporomycetes, Peronosporales, Peronosporaceae.
AUGCUCAGUAUCAAGCUUAUGCUGCCGGUGAUGGCCACCAAGUUUGCGAUCUUCCAACGAUUGACGGUGCAGUGCAUCUGGUCGAGGCGCAAGGCUUUCACCGUGAAGCCGGGGGCGUGA